This is a messenger RNA of Aspergillus ruber CBS 135680, 2526 nucleotides long. RefSeq names its product Clavaminate synthase-like protein. The transcript is spliced from 11 exons. Gene Ontology annotation, molecular function: transmembrane transporter activity. The record is from RefSeq and is a predicted model, not a curated record. Gene Ontology annotation, biological process: transmembrane transport. Bases 1 to 2526 code for a protein of 841 amino acids. Lineage: Eukaryota; Fungi; Ascomycota; Eurotiomycetes; Eurotiales; Aspergillaceae.
AUGCCUGCAAGAGCUAGCCCACCAGUUCUAGACUUCUCGCCGUUCUACGGCGAGGACAGCGCCGCCAAAGCCAAGCUUGUGGAGAGCAUCAAAGAAUGCUGUUUGUACAAUGGGUUUUUCCAAAUCAUCGGCCAUCGGGUGCCGAUCGAUUUGCAGAAGGCGGUUAUGCGAUGCACGCAGCGGUUUUUCGAACUGCCUCUCGAACAGAAGCUGGAGAUUGACAAAAAUAACAACACCUUCAACAGAGGCUACGAAUUAUUGCGGUCGCAGAUGCUGGAAGCCGGGACCAGCCCAGAGCUCAAGGAAGGGCUGUAUAUCGGCGAGGAGAUACCGGAAGACCAUCCUUACUUUAUCCAAGGCAAGUUGAACAGCGGUCCGAAUCAAUGGCCGCAGACAGUCGAGAAUCCCGAAGAGUUUCAGCGCACCUCGAUGGAGUACUACCGCGCCGUAUUUGACUUGGCCAAAGAUGUGCUGGGCGUGCUGGCGCUGACCCUGGGAGUCGACGCGACGUAUUUCGAUUCUCUUACGGACGGCGCAGUGGCGACGAUGCGAUUUCUGCAUUAUCCGGCGCAGCCUAAAGAUGCGGAUGAGAAACUGAACCGGGGAAUUGGCGCUCAUACUGACUUUGGAUGCGUGACUCUGCUAUUGCAGGAUGAGGUGGACGGUUUGCAGGUGCUCGAUGCACCCACGGGUGAAUGGCUGGAUGUGCAACCCGUCUCCGGAGCAUACGUCGUCAACCUGGGCAAUUUAUUCAUGCGCAUGGCCAAUGACAAGUACAAAUCGAACACCCACCGAGUAAUCAACAAGUCCGGUCGCGAGCGGUACUCGAUCCCCUUCUUCUUUAGCGGAAACCCAGACUACAUGUGCGAGUGUUUGCCCAAUUGUCGCGAACCGCAGGAAGCGCCUAAAUACGGCCCCAUCACCGUUGAGCAGGCUGUCACGGCGGCGUAUAAAGAAAGCUACGGUCGAGCUGAGAAGUACAAGCAGGAGAUGAAGGAAUGGAAUCUUUCAUCCAUCGAUGACCCCCAAGUUGAGCAAUUUUAUGGCUCGUCCACGACCGAAUCGUACCGGCUCAAGUCUGAAUUAGUGGGCAAAUGUCUUGAGGAAAUCGGGAUGGGACGAUUUCAAUGGCAACUUUUCGUGGUCACCGGUUUUGGAUGGAUUGUCGACAAUUUAGCAUCACAAGGCCUCAGCAGCGUCCAACCCCCAGUAAAGCUUGAACUUCCAGGUAUCACGCAAGUUAGCUUCAGUUCCGUGGCAUACUAUACUGGACUUAUUGUGGGAGCCUCAUUCUGGGGCAUCUCCAGCGACUUUAUUGGUCGACGACCGGCAUUCAACUGCACCCUGUUAAUCGCAGGUAUCUUCUUGUGCGCUGCAGGAGGCGCGCUGAACUUUGUGUCAUUUAGUGCCCUUUGGGCUGUUAUCGGAACAGCGGCUGGGGGGAACGUUCCCGUGGACUCGAUGAUAUUUUUGGAAUUUGUACCGGGAAGUCAUCAAUGGCUUUUGACAGCCUUAUCCGCGUGGUGGAACCUCGGACAACUAAUUGUUUCCUUGAUCGCCUGGGUAUUCCUGGCAAACUAUAGCUGUCCAACGGACUCCACACUGAGCACAUGCACUCGCAACGAGAAUAUGGGAUGGCGAUACACGCAAAUCUCCAUCGGUGCAUUAUCAUUAUUUUUUACCGUCAUCCGCGUCUUCCUGUUCAAGAUGCCCGAGACCCCGAGAUAUCUCCUAUCAAAAGGAAGAGACGGCGAUGCCGUUGAAGCAGUUAACCAUGUGGCACGUCAGAACAAAAAGCCCCAACCACUGACGGUUGAGAUGCUCCAGGCCAUCGACGAGCAGCUGGGGAUUGGCAUGGCUCAUACGAGAGCCGUUGGUCUCUCCAAUAGAGAGAUCGCUCGAGAGUCGCUGAAGGAUUUGAAUGGCGCGCAUUACAAGGCGCUUUUUGCGACCAAAAGACUCGGUCUGCAUACGGCUAUGAUUUGGCUUAUCUGGCUCACCAUUGGAAUCGCAUAUCCUCUCUACUUCAACUUCCUACCCUCGUACCUCGCAACGAGGUUCACCCAGGACUCAUCCUUGAAUCUCACAUACCGCAAUUAUUGCAUCGAGUCAGCCGUCGGCAUAGUCGGCCCACUUUCCGCGGCCUGUCUAGUGAACACCUUUUUCGGCCGUCGCUGGAUGAUGGGCUUGUCUGCCAUCGUGACAGGCGCGUUCCUCUUCGCAUAUGUGGUCGUCGAUACACCCGCGGCAAGUUUAGCUUUUGCCUGUGUCACGGGGAUAUUGGCAAACUUCGAGUAUGCAGUCAUGUACGCCUUCACUCCUGAGUCCUUUCCGGGUCCGCAUCGAGGGACCGGAACAGGAACGGCAGCAGCGUUGCUGCGCUUUGGAGGGCUGGCUGCCAGUUUAAUUUCGGCUUAUACGGGAUUCACAACAGCACCGAUCUAUGCAAGUGCAGCGCUAUGGAUAGCGGUGGGGAUUUUCUGCUUUGCGUUGCCGUUUGAAACCCAUGGACAUGCAGCUAUAUAG